AUGCCCGACCGCAGCGGCCCUACCUCCCCUCGCAUCGCCAUCGAUGCCGGCCAGCCCCAGCCCAGGAGCAAUCUCACCUCCCCCAACAACCCCCUGACUCCCUCCAGGACAGCCCCUGCCGGCAGCAUCACCAUCCCGCACCGCAGCUCCAUGAGCGGAAGGUCCUACCGCCCCGACGAUCCGGACGCAAGGGAGAGGCAAACCCAGCAGGACAUUGAAUCGGCGUCUGCCAUGAGCAUGUCUCGCGCACGUUCUGGCUCUAUCAACCACCCUGACAGCAGCCCGCCCAUGGCCCGCCCUUCCCAAAUGCACUUUCCGUCCACUUCCCCUAUCCAUGAGGGACGUUUCCCCAUGCUGUCGGAAGCUGAAGAGGCUGAGAUGGACCGCGCCAGGCGGCUUCAUGGGGGACGCGAUAACGAGUCUGACGACGAGCAUGGCCAUGGCGGACACUAUCACCGUCACGUAGAAGAGCGGGCGGAGGAAGACCAUGGGAGAAGAGACAGCAUAGGCGAUGGCAGUGGGUACGACUCGCACAGCCGUCUUCUCAACCGCCGCGGGUCUGAUGGCGAUAUUCGCCACCUCGACCUGAGCCAGCUCGGCGGGCACGGCAUGCGCAACACAUUCGAUUUUGCGGCGAUGGAAGAGUUUGCAAACAAGGAAAAGGAAAACUCGUUUGCGGCUGAAGGAGCUUGGGGUGCUGGGAACGACGGGCCGAGGCGAAGAAGUGUGCCGCACACUGGUGCCGGGGCGAGUGAUGAGAACCUGACUCAGCCAGGGAGUUACGAGACGGCUCUAGAUCGGACCAACACGAUGUCUGCGUUCGGGGAUGAGCCAGACACUGCCUUUUCUCCCGAGCGAGGUCACCACGACACUCACGCCCCCACAUUCCAACGCAGGCGCCAGCGAAAACUUUCGCAAUCCAACCCGGUCUUGCGGCAGAAGAAGCUUGCUCUCUUCGAAGGGUUCGGGUCGAAUGGUGUCAACGAUGGCGAAUCGGCUCUUGAAGGUGCUUCAACUGCCUUCAAGGCCCCACGCCAAAAGACUGGUAGCUUUGCGCCAUACUCUGAUUCAGCGCCAGGCCACGACCGUCCAUACCGAUUCUCCUUCUACUCCAACGCCAUGCCCGUCACUAUCCACGCUCGCAGCCUCGCAGAGCUUCCCGCCGAGGGUCAAAGCUUUGAAGACCUCUUCAGAGGGCGCAAUCUCAGCGGACAGGCGACACCGGCUGCCAACCUCGACACUGGAACGCGCGCCGCCUUGUCUGAAACGCCCUCCAAGACUCCGGCGCCUCCGGUAGAGCCCAGCACGGCAGCAUCGGGCAAGACGCAGCCGAGUCUGUUGACAAAGGCUGUGGGAGCUGCUAUGGCGCAGCAGGGGACUGGUGGGCCGGGGCCGGGGAUGGAAGAUGAUGAUCCCGAGCAGUCGACUUGGUGGUUGGAUGUGCUGUCGCCUACGGAUGAGGAGAUGAGGCUCUUGUCAAAGGCAUUCGGUAUCCACCCCUUGACAACAGAAGAUAUCUUGCUCGAAGAGACGCGCGAAAAGAUUGAACUCUUCCGCAACUACUAUCUCGUCUGUUUCCGAUCUUUCGACCAAGACCCAUACUCGCAGACAUACCUCGAGCCGCUCAACAUGUACAUAAUCGUCUUCCGCGAAGGCACUCUCUCUUUCCACUUUAGGGGCACACCUCAUCCCCAAAACGUCCGCCGCCGAAUCAAGCACCUCAAAGACUACAUCUCUGUCACCUCUGACUGGAUCUCUUAUGCGCUUAUCGAUGAUAUCACCGAUGCGUUUGGGCCGUUGAUUCAGGGUAUCGAGUUUGAGGUCGAUAGUAUCGAUGAGCUGGUGUUGAUUCUCAAGGAGGCAGAACAGAGUGAUAUGUUGAGGAGGAUCGGAACUUGCCGAAAGAAGGUCAUGGGUCUGCUGAGAUUGAUGGGCAACAAGGCAGAUGUCGUCAAGGGUCUCGCCAAACGAUGUAAUGAGCAAUGGCUGGUGGCUCCCAAAUCCGACAUCGGUCUCUACUUGUCCGAUAUCCAAGACCAUUUGAUCACCAUGACGCAAAAUUUGAAUCACUAUGAAAAGAUUCUUUCGAGAUCACACUCGAAUUACCUUGCGCAGAUCUCUAUCGAGAUGACUGAUGCCAAUAACCAGAUUAACGAUGUUCUUUCCAAACUGACUGCUCUUGGUACGGUCUUGAUUCCGAUGAACUUGGUAACAGGUCUCUGGGGUAUGAACGUCCACGUUCCAGGACAAGAUAUCGAAACGGGAUAUUCUUGGUUUGGCGGUAUCCUGGGAUGUUUGUGCCUGUUUGCUAUCCUGGGUGCUUGGGCUACUUACAAGUGCUUUGUCGUUCGCUAG
Molecule: messenger RNA, 2355 nt
Organism: Cryptococcus wingfieldii CBS 7118
Lineage: Eukaryota; Fungi; Basidiomycota; Tremellomycetes; Tremellales; Cryptococcaceae
Product: magnesium transporter
Exons: 9
Coding region: 1-2355 (784 amino acids)
Biological process (GO): magnesium ion transmembrane transport; intracellular magnesium ion homeostasis
Cellular component (GO): plasma membrane
Molecular function (GO): magnesium ion transmembrane transporter activity
Source: RefSeq, a predicted model, not a curated record